This is a messenger RNA of Cladocopium goreaui, 4166 nucleotides long. NCBI's taxonomy places the organism in Eukaryota, Dinophyceae, Suessiales, Symbiodiniaceae. The record is from the annotation of a GenBank genome assembly.
AUGGCUCUGCUUAGGGUUGUGCCAUGGUUCCUUUGCCCGCUCAGCUGGUUUGUGAGUGCUGAUCUGGAUGUGGAGCUCUAUAGAACGGCCAAGAAAAGCCCAGACUUGAAGGCCGUAGAAGGCGAUGUGCAGAAGAUUUCCGAGUUCCUCCUGGAGCAGCGGCCCUCGCGGCACGUGGCGCUGCUGCUGCACGACGCCAACUGCCCGCACUGCCGGAAGGCGCUGCCGGAACUGGACCUCGUGGCCAAGGCGUUGACCAAGGAAGCCGUGGUUCUUGGACAUGUGGACUGCACCAGCAACAAGGCCGCGAUGCGGACGCACUUCAACCUCAAGGGCUUCCCAUGUUUGCUCUUCUGGCGGAAGCAGCCCGAAUCCUUGGAUGAGCUUGUUGGGAAGACGGUGGUGGUCGACAGCGAUUCCGCGUUCCUGUUGCGAGCCAGUCGUCUUGCAGGGCUCGGCGCUGAGAGGGACAAGUCCCGGCUGGCCUUGCUGGGAAAAGAGGUGAUCAUCUUGCAGGUGGAUGGUAAGGAUAUGACGGUGCAGGUGGAGACGGAAACGAAGCAGAAGGUGUGGAUCCCGCAUGAAGUCCUUAUUGAGCAAGGACGUCGCGUUCCCUACAGGCGCGAGGAAGCCAUGACGAAGUACCAGAACUUGUGGGAAAAGGACCUCAUGCAGAGCUUCGUGCAGAGGGCAAUGCAGCCGCUGGUGGCCAAAUUGCCGAGCAGCAGCCUGCAAAGCCUCGAAAAGGAAGAUGGCCAUGCGUUGGUUUUGUGCGCUGCUGUGCUGUCUCGAGGCUUCCUGGAGGCAGCUACCAACUACCACCAAACCUUGCGUGCCUUCCAUACGCCGAGCUGCCCAGAACUAGGGUCAGGCGAUCACAUUUUAUCCUAUUCCCCCGCCUCACUUCAGUGGACGGCAGUGCCUGGCCGGGCCAAAGCAGCUGCGGCCGUUGCGGGCAAAGAGGUGACAUCCAACGAUACGCACUUGGUCCAGUGGGUCGAACAGCACCAAUAUCCCGGCAUUAGCGCCCUGACGAUCCAUUCCGUCCACGCCUGGCUGCGUGCAGGGCGUCCUACGGUGCUCUUGGCCAUCAAGCUGAAUGACUUUGAGAAAAAUAUCAUGGUGGAGAACCAAUUGCGCGAGGUGGGCAAGCCGACUCCCGUGGGCAACAUGGAGCUCUACAGUUACGGCCCUUUCGACAGAUAUCUCGGCGUAGCUGACGGAACCCUGGAGGGCUUCAACUACUUCGGCGUGGCCGCGUCGAAUCUCCCAAGGGUCGUGGUCUUUGAUGACCCAGAGCAUUGGGUGGAAGACGAGGACUAUGUCACUGCAGAGAGGCUGUCCGAGCACCUUCCGCGAGUGGCGCGAAUGUGGAGAAUGAGCAGCACACCUCGAGGUUACGCCCUGUGGAUUGCAAAACGUUUCGUGGCUGUCUACCUAAAAUUGGACCGGGAUGCGAAUGCUUCAUUCGGCUACGCGGGACGAUGCGUCGUGAAGAUUCAAAGUGAAGACGCCGGCAUCCAGAUGACGUGGCACAAGUAUCCCGGCAGCGCCCUGACAUGCCCUGACGAUCCAUUCCGUCCACGCCUUCCGUCCACACCUGGCUUCGCGAAGGCAGUGCUUCUGGCCAUCAAGCUGAAUGACUCGGAGAAAAAUAUCAUGGAUAUCAUGGUGGAGACCCAGCUGCGCGGAGGACUUUCCACGGUCGUGGUCUUCGACCCAGAGCAUUUGGAGGAUGAAGACUAUGUCACUGCAGAGAGGCGGUGGCUGAGUGAGAUCAGUGCCCGAACCGCCUUAGUGGUUCUGUGGCUGCUGACUUUGGCAGCGGCUCACCUUGGGACCCGUGGAGAUGUUGGCUAUGUGCAGAGUGCCAGCUGGGGUCGGCCCAGACCCACCAGGAUUCCGAUGCAGGUGAGAGAAAGGAGAAGUGAGAAGAGAGCUCCCUCGAAGAGAGGAAAACCGCGAGGCAACUAUGUUGAUGCGAAGAAGUUGACAUCAAGCAUGGCGGGAGCGAAAUCAGCAGAAGAAUUUGUGAAGAUUUUGAAUGCAGCUGUGGACGGCCCGAUCUUUAACUACUUUCACGCCUCAUGUGCCUAUCACCGAUUGGCCACCUGGAAGAGGUCAGGGAAAUUGGCAAAAGCGGCUGGCGGUCUGAAGUUCUCCAAGCUCAAUGCCCGAGUCCAAGAGAUGAUUGAAGAAGGUCAGCUCCACGCUCGAGAACUUGCCAAUGUCCUCUGGAGCUUUGUCCCAGACAAGGCCAAAGAUAUGAAGCCACAAGAGCUGUCCAAUGUCCUGUUGGCAGCUGCCAAAUUGAAGGAUGACGAACCUGACGUGGUGAACGUGGUGCCUGCAAUUGUGGCGCAGGUCCCAGACAAGGCCAAAGAUAUGAAGCCACAAGAGCUGUCCAAUGUCCUGUGGGCAGCUGCAAAAUUGAAGGAUGAUGCAACUGACGUGUUGAAUGUGGUCCCUGCGAUUGUGGCGCAGGUUCCAGACAAGGCCAAAGAUAUGAUCCCACAACACUUGUCCAAUGUCCUGUGGGCAGCUGCAAGCUUGAAGGAUGACGAACCUGACGUGGUGAACGUGGUGCCUUCGAUUGUGGCGCAGGUCCCAGACAAGGCCAAAGAUAUGAAGCCACAAGGGCUGUCCAAUGUCCUGUUGGCAGCUGCAAAACUGAAGGAUGAUGCACCUGACAUGCUGAACGUGGUAAGUGUGAUUGUGGCGCAGGUCCCAGACAAGGCCAAAGAUAUGAAGCCACAAGGGCUGUCCAAUGUCCUGUUGGCAGCUGCAAAACUGAAGGAUGAUGCACCUGACAUGCUGAACAUGGUAAGUGUGAUUGUGGCGCAGGUCCCAGACAAGGCCAAAGAUAUGAAGCCACAAGAGCUGUCCAAUGUCCUGUGGGCAGCUGCAAAAUUGAAGGAUGAUGCACGUGGCGUGCUGAAUGUGGUGCCUGCGAUUGUGGCGCAGGUCCCAGACAAGGCCAAAGAUAUGAUCCCACAAGGGCUGUCCAAUGUCCUGUGGGCAGCUGCAAAAUUGAAGGAUAAUGCACGUGGCGUGCUGAAUGUGGUGCCUGCGAUUGUGGCGCAGGUCCCAAACAAGGCCAAAGAUUUGAAGCCACAAGAGCUGUCCAAUGUCCUGUGGGCAGCUGCAAGAUUGCAGGAUGAUGCAACUGACAUGUUGAAUGUGGUGCCUGCGAUUGUGGCGCAGGUCCCAGACAAGGCCAAAGAUAUGACCCCUCAAGCACUGUCCAAUGUCCUGUGGGCAGCUGCAAAACUGAAGGAUGACGAACCUGACGUGGUGAACGUGGUGCCUGCGAUUGUGGCGCAGGUCCCAGACAAGGCCAAAGAUAUGAAGCCACAAGACCUGUCCAAUAGCCUAUUGGCUCUCGUUCUUUUGCAAGAUUCAGUUCCAGGUGUUAGUUCUUUCCUUCGCGGUGGGAGUAGAAGCAACACAGGCUUUGUGGGAGAGGCCGCGUCACGGGUCGCGAAGCUCCUUCCAAAGCUCAGUGAUUUGGACUUGUUCCUGACUCCCCCUGCUGUGGUUUGGGCAUGUGCAAAGAUGGAACUGCCCCAUGACGAGCUCCUGUCCGCUGUUGCCCAGCGUUUUGCAUCUCGAAAGACCAUCUCGUCGCUCAGAGACUGGGGUCUGUGUGCGUUGUACGGAUCAUACCAGCUCCUCGGCUCAACCGAUCGCUUCACCAAUUUUGCAGAGAUGUUGAAGAAAGAGUUGACCAGAAGAGGACUUUCUGACUCCGAUGUUGGCUGGAGCCUUGAAGGGCCCCUGGACGGGGCAUAUCCCGAGAAGUGAAUCUAUGACAUCUAUGGCGAGGGGCGCAGGAAGACGCCGCCAACCAUCUAAUUUCGCUUGUGUUUGUAGUGUUUUUGUAAUGUUUUUGUUCUUUGCCAGCCCUUUGACUCCAGGCAUUUCAUGCACUGGCCUGGCUCCCGCUGCACCGGUCUAGGAAGAUUCAAAGCACCACGGAAGACCCAGAGUGCCGACCGCCAGGUUAUCAACGAUGUCUGGAUGAGGCAAGGAGCAUGCUAUUGACUUUUUACAAACCUUGGGCCUAGAUUGUCAACAUUUUUAAACGCCAUCCUGAGCCAACUGGCUUGCAGUUUGCCGAUUCGCAGUGUAUAAAAUGGAGAAAAGGUGCUGGUCUCCGAGGCGAC